Molecule: messenger RNA, 4762 nt
Organism: Perca flavescens (yellow perch)
Lineage: Eukaryota; Metazoa; Chordata; Actinopteri; Perciformes; Percidae
Gene: faxcb
Product: failed axon connections homolog, metaxin like GST domain containing b
Exons: 7
Coding region: 272-1408 (378 amino acids)
Cellular component (GO): cytoplasm
Source: RefSeq, a predicted model, not a curated record
UGAGGACUUUAAAGUACAAUCACCUAGAUCACAUAGAUUAAAUCCACAUCAUCACUUCAUCCUGUUCUUUUUAAACACACCAGCUGUUAUCGACCAGGACAGAGUGUUACCGGUUGACCGGAGGAUUUGAUUUGAUUUACUGGCAUCAGUGUGUCACCGAUAGUGCUGUAAGAUAGGACUUUCUUAUUUUUUUCUUGAAGUUGUCCACAUCUACCUUUCGGCAUGCUCCACAAACCGAUUCAAAGAACAGCCGGGGGAUUUAUCCGUCAAGAUGAAUGUCUUCUUACACUUCCGAAGUUGUUCCAGAGACUACGGGGGCAUUAUGUCGGCUCUGGGAUCGGACUCCUGGUGGAAGAAGACUCUGUACAUCACCGGGGGGGCCCUGCUGGCUGCUGCAGCCUACCUACUGCAUGAACUGCUCGCCAUCAGGAAGGAGCAGGAGUUGGACUCUAAAGACGCCAUCAUCCUGCAUCAGUUCUCCAGGCCAAAGAACGGCGUGCCCAGCCUCUCACCCUUCUGCCUCAAAAUCGAGACGUACCUGCGCAUGGUGGACCUGCCCUACCAGAACUACUUUGAUGGGAAGCUGUCGCCGCAGGGGAAGAUGCCCUGGAUCGAGUACAACCACGAGCAGGCUUCGGGGUCAGAGUUCAUCGUAGACUUCCUGGAAGAGAAGCUGGGUGUCAACCUCAACAAUAACCUCACGCCGCAAGAAAGAGCCGUGUCCAGAGCAGUCACCAAAAUGGUCGAGGAACACCUGUACUGGACGAUAGCCUACUGUCAGUGGGUGGACAACCUGGAGGAAACUCAGAAGCUUCUUGCGAUGAGCGGUCCCCUGAGCGACACGCUGAAGUGGCUGCUGAGCCACCUGAACGGCAGCAUGGUGCGCAGGGAGAUGUACGGCCAUGGCAUCGGACGCUUCUCUAAGGAGGAGGUCUACGCUCUGAUGGAGAAGGACAUGAGGUCGCUGGCCACACUGUUGGGAGAUAAGAAGUACUUCAUGGGCUCUAAGAUGUCGACAUUAGAUGCCACAGUGUUUGGGCAUUUAGCCCAGGCUAUGUGGACUCUGCCCGGGUCACGGCUGGAGCAACUCAUCAAAGGAGAGUUGAUCAACCUGGCCAUGUUCUGCGAGCGGAUGCGAAGGAGGUUCUGGCCCGAGUGGUUUGUGGAUGUGGAGGAUCUUUAUUAUGAUGGAGACAGUGAGAGUAGCGGCGGCGGCUCACCUACAGGCUUUGGCAUCUUCUCCAGGACUGACACACUGGACGACAGCGACGCCAGCAGCCACUCGGCCGGACACACGCACACACACUCCCCGGACUCUGACCACUCGCUCUUUGACUCGGACGUGGGCACGGGAUCUGAAAAUGACAUUCAGCUGAAGGAGGAGUUAAUUCCGGACCUGGAGGUCUGACCUGAGAAUGGUCGUGAUUGACAGAAAGAUUGAGACUGACAGGAGACGAGAACUGUGUCUGUUAGCUUGAAAAAAAAAAAAAAGGGGGGGAGUCUGGACAGAUUUCCAGACAGCAGCUCUCACAGCUGAAAGAAUAUUCCAGCUCCUCGACCUCUAAUACCCAAGAUGAUAAACCCUGCUGAUGGACCGACUGGGUAUUAAUAUGCAGAGCAUACAAACUGAACCUCAUAAUACACAUACUACUGUAUGGUUCACCCCUCCUGUAACACCAGGACUGUCACAGUGGCAGUUUCUCUUUGCCUUAUUUGUCUCGUCCUCAGAUGCAGAAGCUGGUUUGAUAGGUUAACACAAAGGAAACAUCUCAUCUCCUGAAAAGUGCGGCAGCGACAGAAUAGUGGUCUAGACGAGGCAGGAUGCACUUCACUUGCUAUGAAACGAUGCAACUAAUCACCACUCUGCCAUGUGUCUUAACGCACAAACCCAUUGGAACAGGUGGAGAUUGAUCAUGUGGCUGAAAGGAACAGCUGCUGUGUCUCGGCUGUAAAGCAUUUGUGUGCUGGAAAAGAAACACAGAUGACAUUUAGUGCUAGUCCAUGCUCUAGAUUGAUCCUUUAUGCUACUGUAUGCGAAAAGAACCUGUAUCAAAACAUAGGGCUGGGUACCAAUACCAAUACCAAUACUUUUUAGGCACCGACUGAAUUGCCUCCUUAGGAUUGAGUAACGUCAUUCAAUACCAAAUUCCAAUACCGAAGGAGCAAAUCUUAUCAGUGUCAGUGAGCCAAUAUGCUUCUACCAACAUGCUACUUGCGAUUGGCUGUCUAACGUUACACAUCGUAAAAGGUGAAGCUGAAAAAUAAAUACAAAUAUUUGUGCCAUAAUGUUGUAAUUUAUUUAUGUUGAAAUGGAUUUUAUAAAAUUGGUAUCGAAAAAAGUAACGUUGAGGAACCGGUAUUGAAGUCACGGUAAUGGUAUCGGUACCUGAAUCAAAAGUGUUUUGAACGACACCCAGCCCAAAUCAACAUCAAAACAUGAUGUAUGUCUCCAUCAGGCCACAACCCUAGAUGCAAUCCUAUGUAUAGUCCUAUGGAAUAGAGGCCAGAAGGAAAGAGGAGCAGAUUUGUGCCUGUUUAAUUUUCUGGUUAUUAUCCUUAUUUCUCUCCAUGUAGAAAUGAUUUGCUUUGUUAUUGGGGACGUUCGAGCUUUCGAUCAUUGAUGUCCACAUCUCUUCAGAUCUGUAAUUUGUAUAUUUGACCACUAGAUGUCAGCCUGAUGCCUCCUUUAUUCUGUAACAUCCACCCUGAGGACACAGCAAAUCGUUUCUCCUUCAGUCCUAAUCUUUAAUAUUGCGGUUCCCAUUCAUAGGUAACCUGUCAGUCUGUGUGCAGGUGUAAUGUGCGUACGUUUGUGUACUUACACACUGUGACUGAGCGCAGCAACAAAUCAGCCUUAGUUCUUUAAGACUAGAGAAAUGGGUGAAAAUAGUCUGCAACAGUUUUUGUUGUGAUAUAAUUUUUAUCUGUGCCACUUUAUUUUUCUUUCUAUAGGAUCUUAUGUGUCAAAUAUAUAUUUUGUUAAACUUUGUUUUCUUAUUGCUCCCAAAGAGAGAUGUUAUUUUGCACUAGUGGAAAUUUAUUUUCACAUUAUUUCAAUGGGAGCAUUCUGCUGUGGAGGUAGAGAACAGUGUAGGCCAAAGGAAAGGGAAACAUAAAUGUGUAUAUCAGUAGUAGCCUACAGGACGUUGAGUGUCCUGAUAAUGAUUGUGCUGCGAGGGGACUGUGCUGCUUACUGUAUGUCGUGUAUGUGAAUCUUACUGGGCGUGAAUGUCAUCAAUGAAGCAGUUGAUGAGGUCUUUGCAGAGACAGUCAGAAUACCAAAUAAACAGAACUGAACAUCGCUAGUUCAAAAACAUUUGGUAUAAAAUGGACCAAAAUGUCUCGGGAAGUGUUCACUUUUGUCUGUCACGUCAAGCUUGGUGGAAGUGCUCGUAAUGGCAAUAUGAUUGCUGUAUAAAGAUUGUGGUGCAUAUAGAGUAGAUGCGACUUAAGUUUAAGGGUCAGUACACUCAAAUUACAAAAAACAUUCUCACCAAAAUCUCAUGGUAUUGAGCCAUUCAGAUAGUUUGGGUUUUAUUUCUCCAGGUUUUGAGAUAUGUGUCUGUAAGAUUUUGCGAAUCCUGUCACUUUGGAUUUCUUACAUCCAAUGAAAACUGUAAUAUCACGAAAGAAUCCAGUUCAAGCAAAUGAUGACUAACACAUAAAUCAUUGUGAUUCCUUUCAACACUUGCAGCGUAAUCCUAAACCACCAUGUAAAAUUGGCGUUCUGUUUAUUCGUGGUAAUGUUACCGUAACAUAGUUUACAAGCCUUAUCUUCAUCCAGGAUUUUCCAACUAUGUUGUCAAACCCAAAAUGCUUUUCCCCCUCAUUCAAACGGUUGUUUGAAUUUGGAAUAAAAAGUGACUUGGUUUGUGGAUACCUGUGGACUUUUACUUAAAACUGCUAUAGUCAGUAUUUGUAUAUUAACUAAGGAUCAAAUGACAACUUGUAAUGUGAAAGGGGCCGUCACUUGUAAUGAUGAACCCACAGAGAAUUAUCACCUUACUCCGCAGAUUCCCUAAGCUCUACAGAGCGUUUUAGCAUCUUACUCCUUGUUUAUGUUUUUACCAUAGACUGUAAAAAUAAUGGACAUGUGCAUCAAAAAACAAAAAAGUUUUUAAAACCCAUCGUACGCUACCUCCUCUGCACCAAACAGCAACAGACGAAGUUAGUGACUAGUUGAUGACCAUGAGCAUUUAGCCACAUAAGAGGGAUAUAUUUCCCUCAGGAGUUGGUGGAGAGCACAAAGUAGAGGGAAUAUUGGACUUUUUUAUCAGGUGGCCAGAAACACGACUGAGUGAAUGCUAAUGUUGCUCCGUGUCUGCUAGAUGUAACUGCUUGCUAACAAGUUUUCCAUGCCAACUUCAAGCCCAACACUAUCUGCAUGGCUACAUACCACUUAUGUUUUUUUUUGCAGUUUGGGUGAAGUGACCCUUUAAAUGAGAAGCCUGGAUAGAUGCAAUAGAUGAGUUAGUGACAGAAGGCCAGAGUUUGAUCCCGAUACUUGGACUCCAGAGACAACCCUCUUCCAUCAUGUCGCCCUGUGGUUCGCAUCCCGACCCGCCCUCGUCUGGAUUGUGCGCUUUUUCUCAGUCGCCUCAUCCAGUCUGGGCAUCAUGUAGAAUUGGACUGCUUCAAACAAGCCAUAUUAAAACUAAAUGUCUUGUUAAUUAGAACCAUGUCAUAGCAUUACUUCUGGGGUAAUGUAAAUAUUGUAUGUGUGACACAGUCUACCAUACUGUAUGUAGAGCUGACUGACUGA